This is a messenger RNA of Vanrija pseudolonga, 1221 nucleotides long. RefSeq names its product GATA zinc finger domain-containing protein 9 (gene gtaI). Gene Ontology annotation, biological process: regulation of DNA-templated transcription. Bases 285 to 938 code for a protein of 217 amino acids. Gene Ontology annotation, molecular function: sequence-specific DNA binding; zinc ion binding. The transcript has 3 exons. The record is from RefSeq and is a predicted model, not a curated record. NCBI's taxonomy places the organism in Eukaryota, Fungi, Basidiomycota, Tremellomycetes, Trichosporonales, Trichosporonaceae.
AGCAGCAGCAACAACAGCAGCAGCCCUUCCCAUCGUUCUCUCUCCCCACCCACAUUCCCAAUCAGCCGCUGCCAGUGCCCGCGCCGCUCAAUCCACCAGCGCCCGUCGCCGCUACCCCGUCGGAUCCUCUCCUCUUCGACUCGGACGACUUGAGCAGUUGGAGGCUCGCCGUUGACCCGUUUCAGUUCUCCUCAGGCCUCGAAGGAAUCUCUGGUCUGCCCUUGGAGGUAUACCACGCCACCUCUGCCCUUGGUCAAGCUCCUCCGCCGCCCCCUGCUGUCGAUAUGCGCCGCAUCAAUGAAUGGGCGCCGUCUUACGAGACCCAGGUGGACCAGCUCGACAAGUACAUCAAUGAGCUCAUUUCUCUGAUGGAGCCCUUCUCGGCCACGCCAUCCAACCCAUCCCCAGCACCUCCGCCACCAUAUCUACACACACGCCUCGCACGCCUGGCCACGCUCGUGCGCGAGACAUUAGCGACGCUCGAGACGUCUUCGCAGCCUGCACUGUCCAUCGAGUUCCUUCGUUUGCCGCCGGGCAACGAACCGCCCACGGGCGAGGACAUGACGGAAGCUGAGCGUGAGAUGGAGCUCAUCCGACGCCGGCGUGAAGUGCUCAACACCAAGGCCCAGCAGGGCAAGCGAGUAGGCGGGACUCCAGUGCCUCCACGGCCGCCAGGCCAGCCAAUGUUCCAAGGCCGUCCGGGUCCGGCCCCAUUAGCACCCCGGCCUAAUCGCGACGUCUGGCGCUGUCAUGGAUGCGGUACGACCGUGUGCGACGAGUGGCGCGAUGGUCCAGAUGGCCCACAGAGCCUGUGUGUCAAUUGUGGCUAUCACUACGACCGCCUUGUGCGCAAGCGCGAGGGGGGUGAUCCCGACUUUUCCACAGUACCAGCUCCAGGAUACAACCCCGAUUUACUCGGAUCACUCAACGGGUUGUAACCCACACUCAUAGACAAUGAUUGCUCCGCCGUAAAACAAAACCAUCUCGCAAGCAGCUCCCAACGCCCAGCUUGCAGGCCGCGUCGGUGUACGCAGUGCGGUUUGGCAUCUUUCCUUUGCUUCUGUCUCCCUCUCAACCUCUCUCUCCUCUCUCUCUCUCUUGGGUCUUGCGACAGCCUGUGCUCUCCGCAAUUGCAGUGUUGUACAACUUGAUAGAGCGGCCGCGUGGAUGUUCCACGCGCAUGGCAUGCAUCGAUGCCGCCAGUCGUGCCAGUCGUGUGCG